Molecule: messenger RNA, 2788 nt
Organism: Anopheles gambiae (African malaria mosquito)
Lineage: Eukaryota; Metazoa; Arthropoda; Insecta; Diptera; Culicidae
Exons: 7
Coding region: 520-2121 (533 amino acids)
Molecular function (GO): protein binding
Source: RefSeq, a predicted model, not a curated record
CGGUACUAACCCCAUAGUGCAUACAGUCAUCGUAUACGCAUCAACAUAGCAGCAGGCGUACAGCGCUGACUUUGCUGUUUUGUUGCGUUUGUGGUCGCGUAUAAAGAGUUUUAAAAACACUUUUCGUUGUGUGUAUUGUUUUUAAAUAUUAAAAAUACUAGCGAAUAAUCUUCAAAAUCAAAAUUGUGUUGGCUGUGAGCUGAAAUUGCGGUGUGAAGAUCAAUUAUUCUCGUGAUCGCUACGAUCGGAAGAAGUGGUUGGUGUUAGAGAAGCGGUUGAACAUUGCACCAAUACUUAUUCAUACUUGUGAAUGUGACGGUGUGCGUAAGCGUUUUACGGUGUAAGAGAGUUGUUUGUUUACAUUUUCUGGAGCAUAUUUAUCAACGAAAAACGGCUGAAAACCAUUUCUUGACUCGAUCAUUGCGCGAUCUAUGAUUGUCUCGCUAUACUAUUAAUUACUAAGUAAUUUGUUUUUCUUCCAUCGAUCGGCGGAAAAAUACGUCGUGUAAAGCAUUUUGAAUGAAAUACGAAAUCAGUUAUCAUAGUGAUUCCGAGACGAUGGGAAGUCGAGCGCAGUCUGUUAUAUGCGACAAAGUCCUGGCUGGGCUUCCCCAGUUGUUGGAUGAUUUGCAAAAGCUUUCAGAAGAUCAAGAUACGGCCGAUAUUGUAUUUGUGCUAGGAACGGGCGAAGAACGGGUCUACGCACAUCGUAUCAUUCUCAUGGCACGGUGUAAAUCGUUUCAGAAUACAAAACGAGGUGAGAUAUGUCGUAUACCAGGGUGCACUGUGUCCACCUCUGCUCCCGGUACACCAACGCCUAUUAGGUUGCCUCAUAUCGAACCGGACAUUUUUCGUCAGUUUAUCCUCUAUGUUUACACCGCAAAGAUAAUGUUGCAGGAUUCUAAAGUAUUUGAAAUGAUGACGUUAGCCCAGGAUAUGGGGGUAGAGGAGCUAAAGAUCGCAUGUGAGGAUCACGUCAGUAAAACCAUGUCCGUUGCAAAUGCGUGCACAUUUUUAACGGCUGUAAUGGAAAUCAAGGAAAAGGCUUGUGGUGCCAAAUGUGCCGCAUCGUUCCUAGAUAAAUGCAUCACAUACAUAGCUGAGAAUGCAUCGGAGUGCGUCAAAACGAAUGCAUUUCUGAACCUGACUAAAGAAGGAUUGAUUCAAGUAAUCUCGUAUGACAAUCUGGGACUAGAGGAGGAAGACGUUUGGCGUUGUGUGCUGGCCUGGGCGAAGAAUCAAGCCGGAGUGACCCAGCCCACUGCUCACUGGACGGAGGAAGAAAGGCAACGCGUGUGCCAAUAUUUGGCACCGGUCAUUUCACACGUACGGUUGUUCCUAAUCGACAGUCAGGUAUUUGCUGAAGAGGUGGAACCUACCGGUGCCGUGCCGAUAGAGCUAUCGCUCGAAAGAUAUCGUAGAGCUGCCCUGCACUCCAACAAGUUGCCCACAGCAGCUGCCUCUGCAGUGCCCGUGCCGACCGGACCGUUAACCGAAAAUGAUAAACGAUUGCAGCCACGUUUAAUGCUGAAUCUGUUCCAUGGGUCCGCUAUAUUAAAAAACGAUAAAAUCCAUUUCCAAGGUACCCUGAACGGUUGGUUCGGGGCAGCAAAGCAAACGUGGCGUAUGGUGUACCGUGCCUCGACAAACGGAUUCGCCGCAUCCGCAUUCCAUCGUCAUUGCGAUGGAGUAGCACCACUGUUUAUAAUUGCUUUGAGUUCUAAUGGAGCCAUCAGUGGAGGAUUUACGGACGUUGCGUUUGCCAAAACGAACCGGAAGGGAGGAUAUUUACAUUCGGAAAAAGCGUUCCUGUUCGCGCUGAACUACAACAACGAACCACCGACAAAGUUCGAUAUAGUGAAGAAACCGUACGCUAUUUGCUAUCAUCCAGACUGUGGACCUAUAUUCGGGGCUGGAGCCGAUUUAUUAAUCUCGAAUAAUUGUAACGUAAAUAUGGAGUCGUAUUCAAAUUUUCCUCACUCGUAUGACGGUCCGAAUUCGUAUGCAUUUGGACAUUUAUUUGGUGAUUAUAACUUUACUAUAAUUGAUUAUGAAGUAUUCACGCUAGCACCGGCAACUGUUCCGGCAGGAAACAAACUGAAACACGAACGAUAUCCUUGAAAGAUAUAGAGAAAGAUGAAGACAGAAACAGGCAGAGAGAAACAGUGAGAGCGUGUAUAACAUCAGUUACGCUACAUUUACUUAUUUUUACUUUACACUUACGUUCUUGCUGUAUGUUGUAUGUUGUAACACACAUCAUAGAUAGCUAAUCUGACUAUCGAUCAUGACACUUACAUCCUUUUAAGUUCUUGUGUAAUUGUUUUAGAAAAUAGUUCUAAUCAAAUUUUCCCUUAAGAGAAUUUGAUUUAAUCAUAAAAUCUUUGUGUUGUGUUAAGAAUUAUGUUGUUGAAGCAUGUAUUUUCUGUGCAAUAGUUUAAAUUGGAGAACGAAAUAUUGCUCAAUACAUGUUAUAAAGAUAAAGCCUUCAUGCAUUCAUUAAACACCAGCACAUUGAUCAUACAUUUAAAUUUGAGUAGCAAUCUUUUCUAUUUGAGUUGUAUCGUUCGCUAGUAUUUUUACUCUGACUAUACAAUUGACAAUUGACAUUAAUACAAGAUAUAUAAGAAAGCACUGGAUAAGUCAAAAUAUUAUAGCGAUUCCGAACAGUUCUGUUAGAGUGACAUGGGUUAGAAAGAAUUUAGACCCUUUUUUAAACGAGGAUUUCAUUUUCGUCAGAAACAUUAACUCAAGCCUGUAAGAACACAAAUAAAUGGUAAUUUGAAUGAUA